GAAAAUAAAAAAAAUUGGGAAGGAAAAUGUGCGGCCAUUUUUGUGGUCAUCGCGCUGGCCGUCGUUGCGGGCGUGGUCGUUUAUUUCUACAACAAUCAGUCCAAAGUUGAAUCCAUGAUAGAGCUCCGAUUCGCCAACUACUUUUCAAACCACAUGGUCCUACAAGGCUCUCCCCACAAGCCGGUUAUUUGGGGUUACGGUCCAAAACCGACAGACUACAAAAAUAUAUCAGUAAUUGUUCGGCUGUACAUGUUCGAUUCUUCAAAGCAAUCCAUCGCGACAAAGCAACACACGAACGUACUAACCACUGAAGCCAGCGUUAAAGAUGAUUCGCUAUCGAAAUACUUGGCCGAGGUUGAGCCCGAAUAUCGAUAUACGAGUCAAGUCCAAAGAGCCGCGGCUGGAAACACGUGGCGAGUAACAUUAGAGCCUCCAACACACAAAGGACCAUAUCUCAUAACGGCUUCUCUGAUUGGCCAGUCAGAAGAUCAGGUGAUCAAACUUCGUGACGUCAUGUUCGGGGAUGUGUGGGUGUGCACUGGACAUGAUAGAGGCCUUGAUAGACUCAACAAAAUAGCGAAUUUCACUGAUAGCGACAACACUAACAUCAAUGAAGGUGACGACGGUGAUGAAGAUGAUUUGAGAAUUUUUUCAGUUUUUCCCGCCAAAUCAGACGUUCCCUGGCCCGACAUACAUCUGUACGACAUCCCCUGGACCAUUGCCAGUAAAUCUAAAGCGCCUAGAAUCCGCGAUAGAUCCGGAUCCUACUCACCGAUAUUUCCGGGACCGUGUUGGCACUUCGGUCACAAACUUCGGCGACACUUAAAACGUCCUCUUGGCCUCAUAUCUGCCAUCUACAAUGAGAACCUUCCAGAAGAAUGGCUGCCCUCUCAAGCGCUUAACGUCUCUGAAAAGACAUAUCUGGAAAGUUCUUCGAGAAACUGGAACGGGAUGAUCCAUCCACUGUUGGAUGUUCAAAUUAGAGGAGUCAUUUUUCAACAGGGUGAUGCGUUUGAGGAUGACGACAGAGAUCAGAAAGAGAAAGAGAAGAAAGAAAAAUCGAAGAAGAGUUCCUCAGACUACAGAUACUUCUUCAAAAAAUUCACUCACCAUUGGAGGAUGGGAGUAAGGUCAAGGACGCAACCUCAUUCCUCUGCUUCCGGCGGUGGUGAUAGUAAUGAUGAGAGUAAUCUUAAUAAUGAUGACACCCCUCUUAUUUUGUUCGGUAUAAUACAGGCUCUGCCAAACAACAAUUCUCAAUCGAAAUCACUGGCCACAGCUAGCAACAGGUGGCGAGCGACGGCCAACCGAGGCUACCUGCCAAAUUCUGAUUUGGAUUCGACGUUUCUGGCGGUAUCUAUCGAUCUUCCGGAUAUGGAGGACAUCAGGCAGAAACAAAAACUUGGAGAGCGUCUACUCCGCGGGGCAGUCCACGUAGCCUACCACGAAAAAGUGGAGCACAAAGGACCCACCCCAUUCGAAUAUGUCAACGUAAAAAAAAAAGAUCUGACCUUGAACUUCAACACCAACAUCAUCGUUAAGAGUGACUUUGGAUUUGAGAUCUGCUGCUCAAAAACACCGCGUAACCAAACCUGCAAAGGACCAGAAGACAAAGCAGCAGGCUUCUACUGGGACCACGUCAUCGUGACGUCAUCGACGAACAAAUCCGUAACUCUAAACACGGAAAACUGUCCGUGGCAUACCGUCGGAUUUCGAUACGCCUGGGCCGACGAACCGUGCGAGUUCGAAUCCUGUCCGGUAUAUUCGGUCCGAACCAAUUUACCAAUGCCAUCUCUCAUUCACCUGCACAUGCUGGACGAUGGAAAGCCAAAAAAGUUACAUCUCGAUUUAGUGGAUGUUUAAAUGUGCUUCUUUUUAAUGUUAAAUGUUAUUAUCAUUUUUAUCGUUCAUAAUCUUGCAAUUCUCAAUGCUACUAUACCAACACGUUAACGCCAAUACUGCAUUCAUUACUGAUGUUAUUAUCAUUAUUAUUGAUGUUACUUUUAUUAUAUAUUAAUAUUAAUUUAUUAUUAUUAAUAUCUGCGUAUAUAUAUAUAUAUAUAUAGAAUAUUGUAUAUAUAUAUAUUAUAUAUAUAUAUAUAUAUAUAUAAAUUAUUCUGCGUGCAUUACAUUUCAAAAGUUUCAACACAUUCCAUCUAAUUAAUAUUUUAUUAAAAUAUAUAUAACAUUGUUUUAUUUUUAUUGGUUUUUUCAUAUAAAUUCUCAUCAUCAUCAUCAUCAUCAUCAUAAUCAUCAGUCAUUAGCGUACCAUCAUCAUCGUUGUUAGUAUAAUUAUCAUCAGUAUCAUCAUCGUCGUCUUCUUCUUCAUCAUCAUUAUCACAACCCCACUUGUCAAUCAAAACGACAUUAAAAUAUGUAUUGGCCACUCUAAUUAGUCCGUUAUUGCAUAAACUUAACAUACAUACAUACAAAACAAACACACACACACAACACACCCAGACACACACACAAUAUAUAUAUAUAUAUAUAUAUAUAUAUAUAUAUAUAUAUAUAUAUAACUUUUUCGAUCAUUUUAUAUAAAAACUCAUUUUUCCAUUUGAACUUUGAACUCAUUUUUUUUGAUCUUAAGUGUCAUGGAAAAAAUAUGUAAGAGUAAUAAAUUUUUAAGAAAUAACGUUAUGAAUAUUAUAGAGUUAUAAUUAAAUUUUACUGGGCGAAAUAUUCCGAAAAAAUGUUUUUUUACUAAAGGGAAAAUUGAAUACUAGCCAUGCAUUAUAACCAAGAAUGAACGAAAGAAAGAAUACAUAGAUACCUCUAUCCACACAUACAUACAUACAUACAUUCAUACAUACAUACAUACAUACAUACAUACAUACAUACAUACAUUCAUACAUACAUUCAUACAUACAUACAUACAUACAUACAUACAUACAUACAUACAUACAUACAUACAUACAUACAUACAUACAUACAUACAUACAUACAUACAUUCAUACAUACAUACAUGAUAAAGAUGAUUAAUUACAAUAAAUAUCCAUCGUGAUCGAAGCUUUAUAAGUUGAAAAAUUAAGUCAGUCACAUGUGUGUUCUAUUGCCAC
Molecule: messenger RNA, 3059 nt
Organism: Helobdella robusta
Lineage: Eukaryota; Metazoa; Annelida; Clitellata; Rhynchobdellida; Glossiphoniidae
Exons: 11
Coding region: 115-1863 (582 amino acids)
Biological process (GO): carbohydrate metabolic process
Molecular function (GO): sialate O-acetylesterase activity
Source: RefSeq, a predicted model, not a curated record